AUGGCUACCACUAGCAAUCCGCCACCAGCGACAACCGCAACUGAGCGUACAUCGCUACUCGAGAAUACUCAGCGUGACGAUGACGAAUCCACAUUAGGAGAAACGCCAGAUACUUCUGAUCCCCCUCGUGCUCCGACGAGUUUCGGGGUUUUAGCAGUUCUACUGAUUGGAGGUGCUUUUAUUUCAAACUCAGAUGGGUCUCUUGUCCUCGCGACAUACGGAAACAUCUCAUCUCAUUUCAAUGACUUCGAAAGUGGGAGGUGGCUUCUCACAUCUGCUAUGCUCGCGUCAUGCGCAGCGCAACCUAUUUAUGGUAAACUGAGCAAUAUCUAUGGACGUAAAGUAAUUUUGCUCUUGAACUAUGUUCUUUUUGGGCUUGGAUCUGCGAUAUCUGGGUCUGGACAGUCUAUGGGUCAAAUCAUCUUUGGACGAGUAGUGGGAGGCACAGGAGCUGCUGGUAUGGUGUCCAUGGUUUCUAUCCUGAUAUCUGAUCUCGUUCCUAUGAAAGAAGUAGCUACCUAUAGAAGCUAUGUCAACGUAAUAUCGACUACAGGCCGCAGUAUAGGAGGUCCACUUGGUGGCUAUAUAGCUCAAAAUUUCGGUUGGAGAUGGUCAUUCUACUUCCAAUGUCCAAUAGCUCUCUUAGCUUUCGUCCUGGUCGCCUGGCAGCUAAAACUCCCAAAGACCAACACCCACGUCAAGCAAUCCCACUGGGAAAAGUUCUCUCGCAUAGACUUCCUAGGCUCACUCUUCCUCUCCCUCUCCAUAGUACUAAUCCUCCUCUCCCUGGAUCUCUUCGCCAAAGCAAAGUACCUCUCAGAUGCCGUACCCAUAGCCUCAAUAUCCAUCGGCCUCGCAUCCCUCAUAACAUUCUGCCUCAUCGAAAAAUACCAGGCCUCCGAACCAAUCUUCCCCCUAAAACUCCUCGUCCAAAGAGACGUAGUAUCCUGCUACGCAAUCCUCGCCCUCCAAAGUGGCGCUCAACUUACAUUAAUGUCCACCAUCCCCCUCUACUUCCAAAUCACCCUCCGCGCCACCCCCGGCAAAGCAGGUCUCUACCUCAUCUCCGCCGUCCUCGGCAACACGUUUGGCGGCAUCCUGACCGGUAUCUACAUCAAGCGCUCCGCCAAAUACCUACUCCCCACCAUCCUCUCCGGGGUGUUCGGCUGCAUCACCUACACUCUCCUCAUCAUCCGCUGGAACGGCCACACCUCUUUCCCCGAAUCCUUAUAUGUCUUCGGCGGCGGUCUCGCGCUCGGGACGUCUUACUCGGCGUUGUUUAUCGCGGUGGCGGCGUGUGUGAGUGAGGAGGAAUUCGCGAUUGCCGGGUCGGGAUUGUAUAUGUUUUCGAGUAUUGGGACGGUGGCGGGGAUUAGUAUCUCAGGCGCUUUGUUUAAGUGGGGGGCUGGGAAGGGAGUUAAUUUUCACUUGAAAGGGGUCAAGAAUGGGUUGCAGAUUGCAAACCGAGCUCUUGAGGAUAUUGAGUAUAUCAACACGCUUAGUGAGAAGAUACAUAGACUAGUCGUUUCUGGGUAUCUGAGCGGGUUCAAAGCAGCUUUUGCUUUCUCGCUCGCAAGCGCUGCCAUCUCACUUAUCAUAGCUGUCACGGAAGUCAAGGAGGGGGAUGCUGCUUCCACCACAAGUCUCAUAGAAGCCUAG
Glarea lozoyensis ATCC 20868 is the source of this 1659-nucleotide messenger RNA. RefSeq names its product MFS general substrate transporter. The transcript has 11 exons. Gene Ontology annotation, cellular component: fungal-type vacuole membrane. Gene Ontology annotation, biological process: basic amino acid transport; transmembrane transport. Bases 1 to 1659 code for a protein of 552 amino acids. Gene Ontology annotation, molecular function: basic amino acid transmembrane transporter activity. The record is from RefSeq and is a predicted model, not a curated record. NCBI's taxonomy places the organism in Eukaryota, Fungi, Ascomycota, Leotiomycetes, Helotiales, Helotiaceae.